Molecule: messenger RNA, 1341 nt
Organism: Zasmidium cellare ATCC 36951
Lineage: Eukaryota; Fungi; Ascomycota; Dothideomycetes; Mycosphaerellales; Mycosphaerellaceae
Exons: 3
Coding region: 1-1341 (446 amino acids)
Biological process (GO): intracellular protein transport; vesicle-mediated transport
Cellular component (GO): clathrin-coated vesicle; clathrin adaptor complex
Molecular function (GO): clathrin-cargo adaptor activity
Source: RefSeq, a predicted model, not a curated record
AUGGCCUCCGCGAUCUUCUUCCUAGACCUGAAGGGCAAGACCCUGCUGGCGCGAAACUAUCGCGGAGAUAUCCCCAUGUCGGCUGUCGAGAAGUUCCCCGUUCUCCUGUCGGAAGCAGAAGACGAGUCCAGCAGCGUACCGCCAUGUUUCAGCGACGACGGCAUCAACUACCUCUACAUCCGACACAACAACCUCUACCUCCUUGCCUUGACGAAACGAAACAGCAAUGCAGCAGAGAUUCUGCUCUUUCUGCACCGGUUGGUGGAGGUCUUCACCGAGUACUUCAAAGAGUUGGAGGAGGAGUCGAUACGGGACAACUUUGUCGUCAUUUACGAGCUGCUGGACGAGAUGAUGGAUUUUGGAUACCCACAGACGACAGAGUCCAAGAUUCUGCAAGAGUACAUCACACAAGAGUCGCAUAAGCUGGAAAUCGCCAGGGCGCCUAUUGCAGUCACAAAUGCGGUGUCGUGGAGAUCAGAAGGUAUCCGAUACCGCAAGAACGAGGUGUUCCUGGAUGUGGUCGAAUCGCUCAACCUGCUCGUCAGCAGUACAGGCAAUGUGCUGCGGUCUGAGAUUCUGGGUGCCAUCAAGAUGAAGUGUUACCUUUCUGGAAUGCCUGAGUUACGGUUAGGAUUGAACGACAAAGCAAUGUUUGAGAGCACCGGACGCGCAACCAGGGGGAAAGCUGUCGAGAUGGAGGACGUCAAGUUCCAUCAGUGUGUGCGGUUAUCGAGAUUCGAGAAUGACAGGACGAUCUCUUUCAUCCCACCUGACGGCGAAUUUGAGCUCAUGUCAUAUCGGCUGAAUACUCAAGUGAAGCCCUUGAUCUGGGUCGAGUGCAUCGUUGAGAGUCAUUCUGGGAGCCGAAUAGAAUACAUGGUCAAGGCAAAAGCACACUUUAAACGCCGCAGCACUGCCAACAAUGUCGAAAUCUCCAUCCCUGUACCAGAUGACGCGGAUACACCCCGAUUCCGCACAAACAUCGGAAGCGUACACUACGCCCCUGAAACCUCUUCAAUCGUUUGGAAGAUCAAGCAAUUCGGGGGUAGUAAGGAGUUCCUCAUGCGCGCAGAGCUUGGCCUGCCGUCAGUCAAGGGUGAUGAGGAGCGCGGAGGUGGUAUGAUGGGUGGCUUUGGAGGCAGUAUGGGCGGUGUCAGUGGCACGGGCAAAGCCAAGAGGCCGAUUGCCGUGAAGUUUGAGAUUCCCUACUUUACCACGAGUGGAAUUCAGGUGCGGUACCUGAAGAUCAUCGAGCCGAAGCUACAAUACCCUUCGCUGCCUUGGGUGCGAUACAUCACGCAGAGCGGAGACAUUGCUGUCCGGUUGCCUGAUGUGCAGUAG